Messenger RNA from Bactrocera oleae (olive fruit fly), 5058 nucleotides. RefSeq names its product probable multidrug resistance-associated protein lethal(2)03659. NCBI's taxonomy places the organism in Eukaryota, Metazoa, Arthropoda, Insecta, Diptera, Tephritidae. Gene Ontology annotation, molecular function: ATP binding; ABC-type transporter activity; ATP hydrolysis activity. The record is from RefSeq and is a predicted model, not a curated record. Gene Ontology annotation, biological process: transmembrane transport. Gene Ontology annotation, cellular component: membrane.
GUUGUUUCGCUUCAUUUUUCGUCUUGUGUUUUGUUUACGGUUAAGUUAUUCGUUAAUAAUACGGAAUAUUUCACUAUUUAGUGGUUACAAAAUAUACAUAUGUAUAUACAUAGAAGUUAGUAGCACUUGUAUUUUCAAAUUAAAGCAAGUUUUUAAUUGACAUAUAUGUACAUACGUAUAUUUGACUCAUAUUUUACCUAGACUAAAUUGCAUAAACUAAAGUGCUUCUUUGUCUUUACUUACAUAUGCAUAUGCAAAUACUUAUGUAUGUACGAGCUUACGUAUGUAUGUAAAAGAGUUUCACAAAAAAAUCAAAUAGUUAUAGAUAAACAACAAAUUCAUGUACUAUAAUAUGAAAUUGCAAAUACCGAGAUUUGUGUUAUGAAUGUGCAUAGUGGUAGGCGAAAAGUGUUCGUAGAAGAAUUAGUCUCAGACAUUGUAGGAUGCAGUCCAUAAAAGCCGAUGAAUUGCCAGAAAAUCCACGCGUACGCGCUAAUCCGUUAUCGGCGCUUUUGCUAUGCUUCACUAUACCAAUAUUUUUUAAAGGGCGUAAAAAAACUCUGGAUGAAAAGGAUCUAUAUAAGGCAUUGAAUGAACACAAAUCAGAAACGCUUGGUGUUAAAUUAAAUGCAGCUUGGGAAGCGGAGGUUGAGAAGAAGCGCCUUAAAAACCAAGAACCCAACUUGCUUUUAGCUGUCAUACGCGUAUUUGGGUUUCAAUUUUUAGCUUUAGGAUUUUUACUAUUUUCAUUGGAAAUCGGGCUGCGCGUCACACAACCACUAUUUCUUGGAGGUCUAGUCAAUUACUAUGCGAAUCCCUCUAACCAAGAUGAUAAAUACACCGCAUAUAUUUACGCCUUGGGUGUUAUACUCUGCAAUGCCAUAAAUGUACUCUUCAGGCAUCCUUAUAUGCUGGGUAUACAGCACAUCGGCAUGAAGGUGCGUAUCGCAAUGUGCAAUCUGAUUUAUAGGAAAGCGCUGCGUUUGAACAGAACUGCGUUGGGUGGCACCACAACGGGCCAAGUAGUCAAUCUGAUAUCUAAUGAUGUCGGUCGCUUGGACACAUCCAUCAUGCACAUACAUGUGUUAUGGGUGGGACCCAUAGAGAUCGCCGUUGUCGCCGUGCUCAUGUAUAGAGAGAUCGGAAUCGCCUCGCUGUUCGGAGUCGCAGUUAUGUUAUUAUUCAUACCGUUGCAAGCCUUUUUGGGCAAAAUGACAUCGAAGUUGCGUUUGCGCACAGCAUUGCGCACCGACGAGCGUGUUCGCAUGAUGAACGAGAUAGUCUCGGGCAUACAGGUGAUCAAGAUGUAUGCGUGGGAGAAACCUUUCGGCAAGAUGAUACAGUUUGUACGACGCAAAGAAAUGAUAGCCAUACGCAACAACAACUAUAUACGCGGUAUCUUGCAAUCGUUCGCGAUGUAUAUGACGCGCGUAUCCGUUUUCGUCAGCCUAGUUGGCUACGUGCUCUUGGGAAACUUUCUCACCGCGGAAAAAGCCUUUGUCAUUACUGCCUUUUACAGCAUUUUGCGUAACACCAUGGUUGUGGCCUUUCCAAAUGGUAUUCAACAAAUCGCGGAAACGCUUGUGUCUAUGAAGCGUAUUAAAGAAUACUUAUUAUACGAAGAAAUCGGCGAUAACUCGAGAAUUUCGGCAAAUGCCUGUAAUAAAACUAAGAAAACAGACGACAUGAAUGGUAAUCUAAAUUUAACGAAGAAAAUAACGCAGGAGCUAGCAGAAGAAGCAGGCAUUGAAAUAUGUGAGCUCAAAGCGAAGUGGGAUCCCACCGCAAUAGAGUAUACGCUAAAUAAUGUGAAUUUGGAUGUGAAACCGGCCACACUAGUGGCUGUCAUUGGACCGGUGGGUUCCGGAAAGUCAAGUUUGAUACAAGCCAUUCUUGGCGAACUGCCUGUGGAUUCGGGUUCCAUUACUGUUCACGGAUCCUACUCGUAUGCAUCGCAGGAGCCUUGGUUAUUCACUGGCAGUAUACGGCAAAAUAUACUUUUCGGCUUACCAAUGGACAAACAUCGUUAUCGCACUGUGGUUAAAAAGUGCGCGCUGGAACGCGAUUUCGAGCUGCUGCCGCAUGGCGAUAAAACGAUAGUGGGUGAACGUGGCGCAUCGCUUUCGGGCGGUCAAAAGGCGCGUAUCAGCUUAGCGCGCGCAGUCUAUCGCAAAGCCGAUGUUUACCUGCUCGAUGAUCCACUAAGCGCUGUGGACACGCACGUCGGUCGCCACCUCUUUGAUCAGUGUAUGCGCGGCUAUCUGCACAAUGAAAUCGUAGUUUUGGUUACCCAUCAGCUGCAAUUCUUAGAGCAUGCUGACAUCAUUGUUAUAAUGGAUAAGGGUAAGAUCAGCGCUGUGGGCACCUAUGAGUCGAUGCGUAGUAGUGGUCUGGACUUUGCAAAUUUGCUGACGCCACCAGAAGAGUGUCGUAAGGAGGAUGGUGACACUGAUGUGGAAGCGAAGAGUAAGUCAACACAAAUCAAUAUGAAUCGACAGAAUAGCACUGCGACUAUGAGUUCGAUGGACGAGUCGAUAGCUGACUCGUUAAUUGAUGAAGCAGCUGAUUCGCCUUUGCAAGUGCAGGAGAAGCGUGAGUUGGGUAAAAUUGGUUGGGGCCUCUAUAAAAAGUAUUUUGGUGCCAGUGGCGGCUAUAUGUUGUUCUCAAUAACAGCGUUCUUUUGUGUAGCGUCCCAGAUAUUGGGGUCUACUGGCGACUUUUACGUCUCGAUGUGGGUUAAUAAAAACGAGCAACAACUAGUUAGUCAAGCACGUGAAUUCGCUGUAAACGUUACUAAUGAUACGGACGCGCGCGACGCACGACUGAAUAGUAAUACUAACCCAAUGGAUAUUUAUAUAUUCUUCGGCAUCAUUUUGGCCAUCAUCAUUUUUGCUGUCGGCCGCAGUUUGCUCUUCAAUACAAUGACGAUGCUGUCCUCGACAGAGCUGCACAAUGCAAUGUACCGUGGCAUCACACGCGCAGCAAUGUACUUUUUUCAUACAAAUCCCUCUGGUCGCAUACUAAAUCGUUUCGCAAAGGAUUUGGGUCAAGUGGAUGAGUUGCUGCCAUGGGUUAUGAUGGAUGUCAUACAGAAUUUCCUGAGCUUAUUUGGUAUUGUCAUUGUAAUCACCAUUGUGAAUCCAAUGAAUCUCCUGGUGACGGCUGUGCUGGCGCUUAUUUUCUAUGCAAUGCGUUCGUUUUACCUAAAUACGUCGCGCGAUGUAAAACGUCUUGAAGCAGUUACACGUUCGCCCAUCUAUUCACACUUGAGCGCCUCACUUAACGGCCUACCGACGAUACGUGCUUUCGCCGCUCAGCAGAUGCUGAUUAAUGAGUUUGACAAUUACCAGGAUUUGCACAGCUCCGGCUAUUAUAUGUUUUUGAUAACAAAUCGCGCUUUUGGUUACUGGCUCGACUGUUUUUGUGCGCUCUAUAUAGCUGUUACCACGUUGAGCUUUUUGGUUUCCUCACCUGACAAUGGUGGCGAUGUUGGCUUGGCUGUGACUCAGGCCAUGGGCUUAACGGGCAUGGUGCAGUGGGGUAUGCGGCAGUCUGCUGAGCUCGAAAAUAGCAUGACGAGUGUAGAACGUUUAAUAGAGUAUGAAGAAAUAGAACCCGAAGGAGAACUUGAAAGUAAACCCAGUAAAAAACCACCGAAAACAUGGCCCGAACAGGGUAAAAUCGUAUUUGAUGAGCUUAGCCUACGCUAUUUUCCUGAUAUGAAAACAGAUCGUGUGUUGAAAUCGUUAAACUUUGAAAUACAGCCCUCGGAAAAGGUGGGUAUUGUGGGACGCACCGGCGCAGGCAAAUCAUCCCUUAUCAAUGCGCUCUUUCGCCUAUCGUACAAUGAGGGUUCGAUUAUUAUUGACACAAGAAAUAUUGAGGGGUUGGGUUUGCAUGAUUUGCGCAGCAAAAUCUCAAUUAUACCUCAAGAACCGGUGCUUUUUUCGGGUACAAUGCGUUACAAUUUGGAUCCAUUUGACGAAUAUUCAGAUGCCAAAUUAUGGGAAGUGCUUGAGGAAGUUGAACUGAAGGACGCUGUAGCCGAGUUGGCGAGCGGCUUACAGAGCAAAAUAUCCGAAGGCGGCAGUAAUUUCAGUGUCGGUCAACGACAGUUGGUAUGUCUGGCACGUGCUAUAUUGCGUGAAAAUAAAAUUCUUGUGCUGGACGAGGCAACGGCAAACGUGGAUCCACAGACUGAUGCACUCAUACAAUUGACAAUAAGAAGUAAAUUCAAAUAUUGCACGGUUCUCACAAUUGCGCAUCGUUUGCACACUGUCAUGGACUCGGAUAAGGUGCUGGUCAUGGAUGCUGGGCACGCAGUGGAAUUCGAUGCACCCUAUAAAUUGUUGACGGAAAGUGAAUCUAAAAUAUUCUACGACAUGGUCAAGCAAACCGGCAGUAGUACAUACGAUAAUCUACUCAUGGUAGCUCGAAAGGCUUAUGAACAGAAUCCUCGCUUGAAAAAUAAAACUGAAUAGACGGUCACAUCCAGCAGGACAGUAUGUCCGCCCAAGAAAUAUUUCCAUAUUGAACUAUUAUACUAUUUAAAGCAAACACUACUGACUAGAAGUAACAGCCAUUUAUUUGUCAACAGGAAAAUGUGUUUUCGCAAAUUAUAUGAAAUUUGGUGUAUUUGGAUGGUAAACAAAAAUAAAAUUAUUCAACUGACAUUAGACAAUACAUAACGUAAGCGUUUUAUGUUAGCGCUAAAUGAAUUUUACAGUAAUCAGUAAUGUUAAGAAGCAUGUGUUUAUACUUUAGUUAGGUCUAUGAAUAUGCUAUAGGAGAAUUUUUAUAAAAUUGCAGUGUAGUAAAUUAAUGGAAGCUUAAAAUAAGUACUUAUACAAUAUAUUUUUGAGAGAAUAACAAAUCUAUGCACAUACAUACUUAGAGACAUUUACUACAUAUAAUAUAAAUAUGUACCUAUAUACUUAUGAGCAUACAUACGCAUAUGCUUAAAUACUUAAGUUUCAGGAUAAAUAAUAUUACAAAAUGUACUACGUUAGUUUUAGUCGAUUAAAAAAUUGAAUAAAAGUAACCCUAUGGUAAAAUUAA